GGCUCAGUUUCACCAAGAGACGUCUACGACACGCGCUUUGUCCCCCGCGCAGUCUAUCUCAACAUGCCAUCCGGCAAGUUAAAGAAAUUCGUCUCGGACAAGGGCUUCGGCUUCAUUACUCCGGACGACGGGGGCGAAGACGUCUUCGCACACACCCUGCAAUUCAGCGGCGACGGCGACAGCCUGCGGGGUGGUGAGCGGGUUCAGUUUGAGGCUGAGUGGGACGACCGCAAGGGCAAGUACCGGGCCGCCUCCUGGAGCGUUGACACCGCCGCGGCGGCGGCGGUGAUGCUGCCGGGAGUCUUGAAGAAGUUCUUCCAGGACAAAGGCUUUGGCUUCAUCGAGCCGCAGGACGGCAGCGAGGACCUUUUUGCCCACAGCCGGCAGUUCACUGGCGGCGACGCCACCAACAUCUCGGAGGGCACGAAGGUCAAGUACGAAGUGGAGUGGGAUAGCAAGAAGGGGAAGAACAAAGCAGGAUCUUGGUGCCUUGACACCGGGGAUAGCGGCUGUGGCGGCUAUGGUUGUGGGGGCUGUGGGGGCUGCGGCGGUGGCGGCGGCUAUGGCUGCGGGGGCGGCGGUGGUGGCUGCGGAGGCUAUCCGAUGCAGCAGAGCUAUGGGGGAGGUAUGGGGGCCCCACAGUAUGGCGGCGGCGGAGGCUAUGGUCCCAUGGGUGGUGGCCAGAGUGAUCCUCGGUACUCUCCGUAUGGCGCCCCAGCGCCGGGCGGCUAUGGAGGCGGCUCCUCGUUGCCGCCGGGCUGGGAACAGACCACAGAUCCUUCCAGUGGGAAGACUUACUAUUUCAACCGCGCCACCAACGAGACCAGUUGGACCCCGCCGGCUGCGCACGCGCCCCCCCCGGCGAUGCCAGCACCAGGCGGCUUGCCUCCCGGCUGGGAGACAGCGCAAGAUCCCAACAGCGGCAAGACCUACUACUUCAACCGGUCGACCAAUGAGACCAGAUGGGACCCGCCCAUGUAGAGCGCCGUCUCUAAGGAACUUUGGGGCAGCGGUCGAAGGCUUGAAGCUCUGGGGCCUGCAGGCUGCAAGGCUGCAAGGCUUUUGAGGAGCACUAUCAGCAGCGAGGCUCAGGGUUUUGUCCGCCGAUUAGGGAGAGCCGGCUUCAACUUGCCAAGCAUUUUGGACAUAUGACGUUCCGAAUCCUAGAUGAAUGAACGCAUGAC
Messenger RNA from Effrenium voratum, 1184 nucleotides. The record is from the annotation of a GenBank genome assembly. Lineage: Eukaryota; Dinophyceae; Suessiales; Symbiodiniaceae.